AUGAGUGUCAAACCAGUGGUUCUAAGAUUAGGUAAAGUGGCAUACGCCAACGAUGCUUGGAAAAAUUUGAGCAAGAUCGCCAAUGUGGUUACUAUCCCAGAGACUACCACUCGUGAAGAGUUUUUGAAAACUUUGAAGGACCCAAAGAGCGAAGUGUCUAAAGCUCAAAUCAUCACUAGAACUUUCGCCAGUGUUAAGCAAACUGGUAGAUUUGACGAAGAACUGGCUCAAAGUUUGCCAAAAUCUGUCGUUGCUGUUUGUCACCUGGGUGCUGGUUAUGAUCAAAUUGAUACCCAAUAUUUCAAAGACAGAAAGAUCCAGGUCACUAAUGUCCCAGAAUUGGUCAAUGACUCAACAGCAGAUACUCAUGUUUUCUUGCUGUUAGGUGCCUUGAGAAACUUCGAAUACGGUCAACGUAAUUUGCUUGCAGGUAAAUGGCCUUCUGUCGGUGCCGCAGGUGGUGCUCCAGUUGGUAAUGACCCCGAAGGAAAGGUCGUUGGUGUGCUUGGUUUGGGUGGUAUUGGUCGCACGAUCGUCAAGAGAUUGCAACCAUUCGGAUUCUCCAAGUUUCUCUACCACAACAGGAAUAGAUUGAGUCCAGAGCUUGAAAAUGGUUGUGAAUACGUCUCAUUUGAUGAACUAUUGGCUCAAUCCGAUAUUAUCUCCGUCAAUAUUCCACUGAACAAGAACACAAGACAUAUUUUGGAUGCUAAGACAUUUGAAAAGAUGAAGGAUGGUGUUGUUGUGGUUAACACUGCUCGUGGUGCUGUCAUUGAUGAAGCCGCUUUCAUUAAUGCUUUGAAAUCAGGUAAGGUUAGGGCCGCUGGUUUGGAUGUCUUCGAACAUGAACCACAAGUCCCACAGGAAUUGCUAGAUAUGCCUCAAGUUUUGGGUCUGCCUCACAUGGGUACCAACUCCUUUGAGACCAUCAAGCACAUGGAAGAGUUUAUUGUCGAGAACGUCGAAAAUAUCAUCAAGAAGGGUAGAGGUAUAACCAUCGUGCCGGAAUUGAAAGGUGAAUCUUGGAUCGAUGAAAGCAAGCCACUGGCUUAA
Torulaspora delbrueckii is the source of this 1053-nucleotide messenger RNA. It is a transcript of the gene GOR1, whose product is annotated as glyoxylate reductase. Bases 1 to 1053 code for a protein of 350 amino acids. The record is from RefSeq and is a predicted model, not a curated record. The transcript has a single exon. Gene Ontology annotation, molecular function: hydroxypyruvate reductase [NAD(P)H] activity; glyoxylate reductase (NADPH) activity; NAD binding. Gene Ontology annotation, cellular component: cytosol. NCBI's taxonomy places the organism in Eukaryota, Fungi, Ascomycota, Saccharomycetes, Saccharomycetales, Saccharomycetaceae.